GGUUUCGAGUCCCGCGAAAAGUCACGCCUGGUGUCUGCAAUCGCGAAUGAUCACAAUCUGAUUCCCUGCAGCUGUAUCGACAGUGCGGCUGGGGGCUGGGGGCGCGGACAGAAUCGGCACCAUAUACACACACCCGCAAGGCACAAUCUGCAGCAUCCGACACACACCGGAUUACGAAUAAGAGAGGCUGACCAUGAAAUCUAACGACUGUAACUCAGAAACCAUUGGUAACAUCAGCAAGCUACAGCCUGUAGUUAAUGGAGAAAAAAGCUACCAGUUGGAUCAAUGGGAGCAAACGUCAACACCGACUUCGCAGAGUCCCAGCCCAAAUCCAAAUCAGAGUGGAACUGACAGUACUGCAGAUUCUGAUAUGGAGAUUAUAUCCAAUGACAUCAAACAAAGACGAAAACAUGCAGCUGGAAGAUCGAAGGGCAAACUGAGAUGCCAAGGUGACUGUGAAGAGGCAAAACGACGAGGAGUAUCAGGUUGGGAAAGCAGUCUCAGACAAAGGCCAACUCCACGUAUAAUUUUCCAGGCAGGAAUUUCCUUUCGCCACAAAAAAAAGAAAGAAGAUAAUAAUAUGAAACCCAAAAAGGACAUGAACAGUUCAUUGCUCCAGAAAACCAGGAGAUCCCCCUCUGAAGUUUUUAUAACAGAAAAUCCUGUCAUUGACCUCACAACAGAGUCUCUGGAGAGUAAUAAAAUGCCUUCAAAUCAAGCGGAAGACUUUGUUUGUGAAAACAGUAUUGUGAAGGCUACAGAAGAAGUCCCUCAGUACCAGGAUGGUAAGGGUUAUGGCAUUGGGGAGCUGGUUUGGGGAAAGAUCAAGGGAUUCUCAUGGUGGCCGGCUAUAGUGGUUUCCUGGCGCACACCUGGAAGAAGGCAAGCUGCAACAGGAAUGAGGUGGCUUCAGUGGUUUGGAGAUGGCAAGUUCUCAGAGGUUUCUGCUGACAAACUUGUGCCUUUAACUGCAAUUGGUCAAUAUUUUCACACUUCUGCGUUUAACAAGCUCGUCUCUUACAAAAGGGCUGUGUUCCAGGCUCUGGAGAUCGCUAGUAGCAGAUCUGGAAUGCCAUUCCCCUCCAACGACCGGGGCACUUUGGAGGAACAAAUUAAGCCAAUGCUUGACUGGGCAUUUGGUGGUUUUCAACCAAAGGGUUACGAAGGAAUUAAGCCCAAACAAAACACAGAAAAUGAUACUGCAGGUGAAAACCGCGUAGAGGUCUAUGUCCCUGAGUAUUAUCCUCCUACAAAAAAACAGAAAACAAGCAUUUACAAAAGCAAAGAAGGAACUGAAGAGGAACAUCGGGGGAGAGAAAAGAUUUUCUUUCAAGUUACAUCAAACAAUAAAAGCAUAGAAGAAUUUUGUCUUGCCUGUGGAAGCAUUAGAGUCAGCACUUUCCAUCCACUGUUUGAAGGUGGCCUGUGUCCUAUUUGCAAGGAUAUCUACCUGGAGACAUCGUAUAUGUAUGACGAUGAUGGCUACCAAUCAUACUGUACUGUGUGCUGUGGUGGGCGAGAGGUGUUGCUGUGUGGAAAUGCAAACUGCUGCAGAUGCUUCUGUGUGGACUGCAUAGAUAUCCUUGUGGGGCCAGGUGCAUCCGAAGAAGCUAAGGUACAAGACCCUUGGAGAUGUUACAUGUGUCUUCCGAAUGAAAGCUAUGGAGUACUGAGAAGGCGCAGAGACUGGACCAUGAAACUCCAAGAGUUUUUUGCCAGUGACAAUGGUCAAGAGUAUGACCCACCUAAAAUUUACCCAGCAGUACCAGCUGAGCACAGAAGGCCAAUCAAAGUUCUGUCACUCUUUGAUGGGAUAGCAACAGGCUAUUUAGUUUUAAGGGAUCUGGGAUUUAAAGUAGAGAGAUAUGUUGCCUCUGAGAUAUGUGAAGACUCGAUUGCUGUAGGAACUGUCCGGCAUGAAGGAAAAAUCACAUAUGUGCAUGACGUCAGGAACAUCAGCAGGCAAAACAUUCUUGAGUGGGGCCCGUUUGAUUUGGUGAUUGGAGGAAGCCCAUGCAAUGAUCUUUCUAUUGUAAACCCUGCAAGAAAGGGUUUAUAUGAGGGCACAGGAAGACUCUUCUUUGAAUUCUACCGGCUACUUCAUGACACCAGACCGAAAGAGUGGGAAGACAGGCCUUUCUUUUGGUUAUUUGAAAAUGUUGUUGCCAUGGGAGUCAAUGAUAAAAGGGAUAUUUCACGUUUCUUGGAGUGUAACCCAGUUAUGAUUGAUGCAAUAGAUGUAUCUGCAGCACACAGAGCUCGCUAUUUUUGGGGAAACUUGCCGGGAAUGAACAGGCCCCUGGUUGCUUCUUCAGCAGAUAAACUGGAACUCCAGGACUGCCUUGAGCAUGGUAGGAUAGCAAAGUUUAGCAAAGUUAGGACCAUAACGACCAGGUCGAACUCCAUCAAGCAGGGCAAGGAUCAGCAUUUCCCAGUUAUCAUGAAUGGGAAGGAGGAUAUUCUGUGGUGCACAGAACUGGAGAGGAUCUUUGGCUUCCCAGUACAUUACACAGAUGUGUCAAAUAUGGGACGAGGAGCCCGACAAAAACUUCUUGGGAGGUCAUGGAGUGUGCCUGUCAUUCGCCAUCUAUUUGCACCACUGAAGGAUUAUUUUGCCUGUGAAUGAUACAGUACAGUAUGAUACCUUUCAGGAAAUAUAAAGGUGCUUUUACAAAGAAUGAGCAAUCAUAAAACAAAUUCAGACUAGUUUUAACAUAUUAGUAUACUGUGAUGCAAGAAAUUUGAAAGGCAUUAUUGUGAAGGUUGCAUGCUGUACAGUUAUGAUACUGUGGCCAUUAUGCACAGUCACAACUCAGGACAGGGUAGGUAUCAAACACACCUAUCACAGUUGUUUUAGCUUUUGUAAUCUCAUCUUUUAUACAAAGAAAAGACAGAAUUCCUACUUUUAGCUGUGGUUUUAUUACUGUAGUGUGAAGAUUAUACUUCACAGUUUUCUAGUGUACUUUGUAGUCACUCAUUUUAUGGGAUUUUAAGGGCUUUGAAGUCUUAAUGGUGCUAUUGUCUACCUUUUAGAUUUUCAACUUACUUCCUAAAACCUAAAAUAGUAUUUUAUUGUUAUAUAAUACAUAACUGUAGCUGGAUUUUGGUAGAUGAAUAGUAAAUCAUGAAACGAUUGUCUUAAAAAUAAAUAUAGUGUAGUUAAAAACCAUUUUUCAAAAAUGUUGAAGUUGAUGUUCUCUUUAAACAGUAUUUUAGUAUAUAGUUACUUACAUUUCAGACAAGUGUAUUUUCUUUCUGUAACCUUUUUAUGUACGUAGUCAGUGAAUAAUCAUGAUAUAAUGUUUAAUUUUUUAAUGUUUGUACUUUAGCAAGUUCUGCAAAUGUGUAAAUGAGCAAAAAAAUAUAAAGAUGGAAAACUGUAUAAGUUUAAAUCAAAGCAGUUGAAAUAUGGAGGAUGUCCAAAGCUAUGGUGAAACUUCUUAUCACAGCUAUUCUUACUCAGUCAAACUUACAUUCUGAGAGACAGUUCAUAUGUUUUGUUGGUAAUGUGAUGCUCUUCUUCCUGCUCCAUAUGUAUCUUUAAAAAUGUUUGGAGCUAUAAAAGGACUGAUCAUACUAAGAUUGCAGUAAUGUCAUGCUUAAGCAUGCUUUUUAAAUUCAAUGACAGCAAGUAAAAUACAAUGUUACAUUUUAUAUUUUCAACUCAAUACCUUAUCUAUUGUUUUACUGUGUAUGAUCAGAAUUGUCCAAGGGACUUGCUCUCUUGCCUCAAACAAAACUGUUAUUAAGACAUCUCGUAAGAUUUCUAGUCUGCAGUUUCUUUCUUUGUCUGGUUGAGAAGCAUCACCGCUUUGCUCCAAACUUCCUACCAACAAUAUGCCAAAGUAAAUAACUCACAAUGUGAGGUAACACAGCUGGUAAUGUGAAUCUUGUCAUUCUAAUUCAGCACAACCAUAUAUUAUUGAAUUGCAAAGGCAAGCCAAUUUAGUAUCUUCUUCAGCAAUAUAACAUUGGUCUUUUACUGACUUCAACUGGGCCAUUUGUUCUGGAUUAUUUUCCUUCUUUCUAUGCAUUUCUCGUGACAUUUUGUGCUUUACAUAGUGAGAUGUGAGUGUUGGAAACUGGAUCAUUUUUCAAUUUAGGAACCCAGGACCAAUGUGGAGCAUUUCCAAGUUAGUCACAGAUUUAAGGCUUUCUUUGGUUAAAUCCAGAAGAUCCAUUUCCCUGGAAAACAUCUCUCUUAUUCCCAACAAUCAGUAUUAAUGUCAACAUUAAAACACACUUCUGCUAUCACCAGUGUAAAAUUGUCACUUCUCAAUCUCUAUUUGUAAGGUUUCAAAAUCUAAUACCAAUUUAAUACCUAAGCAUGAGAGACUUGGUGCUGUGGAUUCUAAUAUCAUCACAAAAUGCUGUAUUCAUAGAUUUUGAAAGAAAAAUCAGCCACUUUGUUUUGUAUGAUGAUUUUGACUGGGAUUAAACUUUGGAUGUAAAAUUGUCAAAUUUAACAUUAGCUAAGUGAGUAGUACAAAUAUUUAACAUGUAAUUUAAACCAGAUUAUAAUUGUUCCAUUAAAUUUUACAGUUCACUUUUACAAACAUUAAAACUGCCACAACAUUUAGUAAAUGAAAAUCCCUCUUAUUAAAUGACAAUCUGUGUUUAAUACAAAUAAUUAUUAUGCGCACAUUCUCCCUACUGUAUUUAUUACAAUUGGUGAGAAAAAUAACUGACCUCUCUAAAGAAUUACAAUAAAAAGUAUGUUCUGUUCUCAUUACAGUUACAAAAAUAGGUGCUGAAAGAAGUCUAUAGCUCCCUGAAAAUUCUACUGAAUUUAUCCUGGGAGAAACUUAGCCAUGCAGACUUGCAGAUCCCCAAUUACAUCCUUCGUAUUGAAUUAGUUUUCCUGACUACAAUACAGUGACUCAUGCAUAUGUUGCAAGUUGAACAAGGGCAGGAUCAGGUUCAACUUUGAUCCCCACCUCAAUGCAUGGCAAUUUAGCCUGCCAGUAUUCAUUGCUGAGCCUUACUUUGACAAGGUACUAUAGAAUCAUACCUCAGAGAAAUCAAUAAUAAAUAUAAGACAGGGAGACCAUUAGCAAAUGUAAAAUAAACAAAUUUUUUAAAAAUCAGUGUGGACACUGCUGGUUCUGUUAACUUUGAAGACUGGAUUUUAACCUUUUAGAUCAAUCACAUAAAAUGAUUUCUUCUCUAGAAUAUGAUUACAUUUGUGUUAGCAAAAGGUACAUACAGGGAUUUGUCUUGAACAGCAUCCAUUGAGGUUUUCUUUCUUCCCAUUAGCAAACCUUUGCAGCAACCAAAACAAAAUGGAGCUAAGAACAGCUAAUUUAUGGUGUCAGUGAUAAGCAGCAAGGAUAACUACAAAUAAGAUCAUAGCCUGGCCUGAACUAUGUUCAAAUAACAGUAUUGAGUUAGUUUUUAGUAGCUGAUAUGUUAUAGUUAGGCACAAGAUUCCAGGAUUAAGGAGAAUAAAGUCAGCCAGAGUUCUGUUCUUGACUUGUUUUGGCAAAACACAUAUAUAUGAGUAACAACAGGACUCAGAUUAGCUGUGAAGGAAAAUAGUUCUCUGACUAUUUAGGUUAAUUUUAAACAGCAAUAUCUUAACUCCACUGAGAUAAUAUGGUUAUUUAAAUUCAAGUACUACUUUUUAGUGGAAUUCAGUUUAAACUGAAUAUUCUAUAUUUUUAAAAUGUAUUCUUGGUAAGGAUCAUUUAAAUUCUUUAAAUUCCACUUAAAAGUAUUGAUAUAAUGUUCAAGGAAUUGUUGAGAUGGUGUGAAUCGAUCUUGUGUGUUAAUUUCUUGAUAAUUUUGACUACCCUGUUCCAGAGAUUAAAGGCCAUGAAUAGUAUUUGUAAUCUGCAAAGCACAUCUUAAUAUUGUAUCUACAAUGCACAGAUAACUAAAUGAAACCUGUACUAAUGGCCUAUAAGACUAGUAACGUUUAUUUUCUAACCGCAUCUUACUAGACAGUUUAUAAUUCUUUCAGCAAGGUCUUUAUCUUAUUCAGAAGCCCACAUUUUAAAUCUUUAUUGUUUUUCCUUUUUAUGGAAUUAAUAACAUCAAUCACAAAGUUGAUAAUCAGGUUAGGUAAAAUUAAACACAAAGCAUUGGCCUGUGAAGAACCAUCACCACUAAACUACAGCUCAAUUCUGAAUACUAUUUUGAGUUCCCUCUUUGUGGAGUCUAGAAGCACUAUUGCAUUGUGACAAACACUUGAAUACUUCCAUUACAUUUUUAGUGAUUCUAAUUAGCAUUUAUAAAAAAAAUUUAGAUGGAAAAAGUGACAGUUAAAGAGAUGUAGAAAUACUGUGACUGUAUGUUUUAAAGCAGUCCACUGUAGUUUUCUUAAUAUUGAUGAAAAAUAAGAUUAUCUGUUCUUGGCAACUCCUAAGCUGACAAUGUGUGCAUUUUAAACCGUAAACUACACAAAAAUAUCAGUGGAACUAAUUCCACUGUACUUGAACUCAUCUCUCCAUUCUUCGUUGAUUUAAAGUCAACACUGUUUACAACAUAUAAAAUGUAUAAUAUGGUGCAGCUACUGUACAUGGAAUCAUUUGUUUCGUAGUUUGUUUCAAAAUGAGCCAUCCUACAAAAAAACUGUAGUGAUGACCCAAUGAAAACACUUCAAAAUUGUGAUUACUUUAUGUAAAAAUCAUAAUGGUUUUUGUUUUAAACGUAUACAAAAUGUUUCCAUUGUGAAAAUGUGACAGUAUGAAAAUUUUGUUUUGGCAUGCAUCCCUAUCAUUUUUAAUAUAUGAUAAAAAGGAUUUAACUGUAUCCCCUGUAUGUGAGACUAAGAGGUACAAAUUGUAGCACUGCUUGUCUGUUUACAAUAAAUAAUUUUCCUCCCA
This is a messenger RNA of Stegostoma tigrinum, 6827 nucleotides long. It is a transcript of the gene dnmt3bb.1, whose product is annotated as DNA (cytosine-5-)-methyltransferase 3 beta, duplicate b.1. The transcript is spliced from 22 exons. Lineage: Eukaryota; Metazoa; Chordata; Chondrichthyes; Orectolobiformes; Stegostomatidae. The record is from RefSeq and is a predicted model, not a curated record. Gene Ontology annotation, cellular component: nucleus. Gene Ontology annotation, biological process: negative regulation of transcription by RNA polymerase II. Bases 194 to 2626 code for a protein of 810 amino acids. Gene Ontology annotation, molecular function: DNA binding; DNA (cytosine-5-)-methyltransferase activity, acting on CpG substrates.